Molecule: messenger RNA, 837 nt
Organism: Prunus armeniaca (apricot)
Lineage: Eukaryota; Viridiplantae; Streptophyta; Magnoliopsida; Rosales; Rosaceae
Source: the annotation of a GenBank genome assembly
AUGGCCUCCAGCACCUCUACAUCUAUUGAAGCUCGGUCCCAAGUCUUCCAGACUGAGUUUGAAGACAUUUGCCGAGAAAUCCAAGGCUCGGUCUUACCCAACAUCGUCACACCUUUGACUGAUGACGACGGCGCCACCACCGACUCCUGCAUCCUCGGCCCCUCUGUAGAUACCGGGAUGCUAGAGAGGAUGGUGGCUCAUUUGAAGAACAAUCUAGUGGACCUCUCGACCUUUGACGGGGGGGACUUCCAAGAUUGGAAUGUCGCCAGGCCGCAGCCCCAAUGGCCAACCUCGACCCUAGACCGGGAAAAAUGGCUGCCGAGGAUGGAGCACUUCUUCGGCCAGCAAUGGAAGGAUCAAGGCAUCUACCACUUGAUCAAGCUGUUCGAUCGGCCGCUCGUCAUGGACCGGUCGCUCUUGGCCGCGGCCCUAUGCUUCUGGUCGUUGGCCACAAAUACUAUGAACCUAUGGUUUGGCAUGAUGACGCCGAUCGUUCUAGACAUGGCCGCCCUAUUCGGCCUCUCCCACUUUGGCGUGGAAGUAAACGCCGCUCUAGUGGCCCCUGAGGAUGAAGGGAGUUUUAAGGCCACAUGGCCUACAGUCGCCGAGCUUGCUGGGAGUAAGGUGAAGAACAUGCUCAACUACUCCAGCUUCUACAGCAACUUCGGCGUGGAGAACAGCGUCGAUGAUGAUUCCAUCGCUCCCUUGGGCGAGGUCGAGCAUGCCGCGUUCUUGCUGUACUGGCUAUGCAAGUUCAUGUUUUGCACCCAGGCGAACAAAGUCACCCUGGAGUUCGUGUCACACCCCAACCCUCGGAUUUCCAAAACCUUGGGUUAA